Molecule: messenger RNA, 1517 nt
Organism: Exaiptasia diaphana
Lineage: Eukaryota; Metazoa; Cnidaria; Anthozoa; Actiniaria; Aiptasiidae
Product: zinc finger protein 567
Exons: 2
Coding region: 157-1161 (334 amino acids)
Source: RefSeq, a predicted model, not a curated record
UAGCAAUGAAGACCUGUAAACAGUWCUAAAAAAAUAUYCUCCUUACAAAGAGAACACGCAAAUGACAACCUAAAAAYUGGAUAGUUUAGUGUUGUAAUAUMUGUUGAGUUAAAUCGACUUGGUGAAGUGUGUGAAACGGACAAAAAYUGAGUGAGAAUGUGUAGCAUCAGAACUACUAGCGUUUAUUUUGUAGACUGGGAGACAACGAGUCAAGAUUUCUUGAAAGGAAUCAAGUUUACAACAUCUCAGAAAGACAUUAAGGUACACGUAUUUUACAAUAAAAAGACGCCAAAAGACAAGUUACCUCCAAGUUAUGAGUGGAUUGUCAAGCACUCUUCAUUGACGGCAUCUGCCGAGGCGUCCUGGACAGCUCUUAUUACUUAURUACUUCAUUUCUAUACACAUCUUGCCUGUCAGUGUGGAGAAACCAAGUGUAAAAUAUGGCCACAUCCUCAUGUACAUACAAGAUACAAGGCUUACGUCGUGUGUGGUGAUGAGGGACGAUACGAGGAGCUGGAAGCGAUCUUGAAAUUCAACAAAAUCGCCAUCAAGACCAUCAAAGUUGGUGAGAAGACGUUACUGGAUGUCUUUCCAUACUCGUGCAGUCGGUGUAAGAUUAUCUUCAAAACAAAGCAAGAAGCUGGGAAUCAUGAUCUACAAAAUCACAAUUUUUUAUGCACUAAUUUACGCUGCGAGAAAAGUAAAAGACAAAAUGGAUUUUUCUCAAAGAAGGAGCUAGAAGAUCAUCUUGAUGGGCAACAAAACUGCGAGUUUUGCCCUUCAAAAAUAUUCUGCUCAGAAAAGCAAUUGAACGAUCAUUUAAAAAAAGUCCACAAGCAAUGUGACUGUCCUUGCGAGGAAUUCUUUGAAACUCGCGAUGAUUACAUGGAGCAUUUCUAUAGCAACCUACCGUUACCAUGCCUUGAGGAGCCCGAGUGUGCAGAACGAUUUCCUAACAUCGAACACCAAGCAUUCCACCACAAGCAGGUUCAYGGUUCCACGUAUCCCUAUUACUGCAUGGCCUGUUACAAGAACAACUAUCUUGUUUGCUGUAAAACUGCGGAGAAAUUGCUCGACCACGUGGAACAGGAGAAACAUCAAGAUGAAGAGUUUUCGUUUGCGCAAAUCCCGCUAGAAAUGGCUCUGACAACCAAGUCAUAGCAAUACAACAAACAAUACAAAAAGCAGGAUGAUAUUUAUAAUAAAAAGAACGAAUUGAACUUCUUUAGAUAACUAAGAGUUCCCUUGCAAUUAGUCUCUCCAACAUGAGGAAAUCACAAUUUUUUUUCAAUUUCAUAAAUUAAUUAUACAAAAAGAAAACAUGUAUACAACAAUAUUCUAAGCCUACACGACUGUUAUCACUUCCAGAUGCCUGUUUGGUUCAGUUAUAGACGUCAUGUAAUUAAAUUAUUAACUCGAUUUUAAUAAUUCAGCCCUAGAGGCUGGAGACAGUGACYGAAUCCAUGGUGACGUUGAUAUGUAAGCAGCAGCUGCGCAAUAAAUCAUUAAAUAAACAA